AGCAGUAGUGUUGGGCAACGUUUUUGCCGCCAACUUGUUUUCAAAGCAGCCCUUGUUUCAUUUGUUUUUAUGGAAAUUGUGAUAUUGUGAGUGAGUUGCAACGAUAAUGGGCCUGCUUUCGGAUCCGUCGAUUUCGACGCAAAACAAAAUAGUAGAUAGUCUGGCAAAGCAUGUGCGCAAGGUGUGCUGCGGCUUUUAUGUCCUCGGCGUGGCUUGGCUCGCCUGCCUGGCCCUGCCCGAGUUCAACCACGGCACAUAUCUGUCCGAGAACGCCCUGUCGCCAGGUCUGGUCUACCCCGAGAUUCGCAUCGAUGCGAAUCGGCUGGCCAUCCAGCUGCUGGAGGAGCUGCAGCGCGAGCGCAAGGAACACAUAUCGACGACGCCGCACGCCUGGAUUGCGGCCAAAUUGAACGAGUUCGGCCUGGAAACGCACACACACAACUACACGCUCCGCUAUCCGUUUGGUGGGGGCAAGGAGUAUCACGGCAAAAACAUAUACGGCAUUCUGCGGGCACCCCGCAUCGCUUCCACCGAGGGCAUUGUUUUCACAGCACCCUACCGGGCCCCCUCCUCCGUGCACCCAGACAUCUCGCCCAGUGUGCCGCUGCUGCUGGCAUUUGCCGAUUUCGCCAGACGCAAGAACUACUGGGCUAAGGAUCUGAUAUUUCUGAUCACCGAACAGGAGCAGCUGGGAAUGCAGGCCUGGCUGGAGGCCUACCACGAUGGCGAUCGCGUGCUGAAUGUGAGCAAGGCCUACCUGCUGCCGGGCAAUUUGCCAGCACGUGCAGGCUCAUUGCAGGCGGCUCUCAACAUCGAAGUGCAAGAUCUGGAAAUUGACUAUGUGGAUGUCAAGAUCGAAGGCCUCAACGGCAAGCUGCCCAACCUGGACAUGUUCAAUUUGGUGCAGCGCAUUAUGGCACGGGAGGGCAUCAUUUCUGGCUAUAAGCAGACCAUUCGAAAGAAGCGUCGCUCCAAUCCGUCUGUCUUCGAGAAGAAUCUGCGCCAGAUGCUGGCCAUGCUGGCGACGCAGUCGUCAGGCGUGCCCAAUGGCAAUCACGGACUGUUCCAUCGCUAUCGCAUCGAUGCACUGACCAUUGCAGCUGCCAAGCGACAAACGCAUGCCACUCUAAAGGGUAACGCCGGCUCGGCGGCUGUGCCGCUGCUGAAGGCCAUCGAGGGUAUUGCGCGCAGCCUCAACAAUCUGCUGGAGCGCUUCCAUCAGAGCUUCUUCUUCUAUGUGAUUGUGAACAAUGAUCGGUACAUCUCCAUUGGUGACUAUAUGCCUGCCCUGGUGGCCCUCGUCGCCUGCGCUUUCUUCAAGGCCUAUCUAGCCUGGUCAACGCUGGACUCUGAGGUGCAACAGCCAGAGACAGGGACAGGGACAGCGACAGGGACAGAGACAGCGACAGGGACAGAGACAGCGACACCGGCUGAGACACAGAGUGGGGCUGAGCCUGACACAGACACCGACAACGACACCGAUACCGAUCUCGAUGAGGGACUGCCCUAUGGCUCCGUGCUGGUCUAUCUGACGGCUGUGCUGGUCAUCGGGUAUCUGGGAAAUGUGUUGCCACUGCAGCAGUACUUCCUGGAGAUACCGAUGGGCGCUGCGCCACUGACCACCUCCGUGCUGAGCUUCCUGACCCUCAUCGGUUUCAUUCUGCCCUUUGUCGUUGUCCUGCCGGCGGGCGGCCUGGAACUGCUGCACGUGGGUUUCCUGCUCAUCUUUGGCUGCUCUCUGAUCAUCGUCGGCCUGCUCAACUUUGCCCUCGGCUUCUUUGUGGCCGUGCUCACAGUACCGGUGGUAAUAGCAUUGGAUACCAGCGAGAAGAACUGGAACGGUUCAAUGCGUAAUCUGACGCGUCUCAUCACUCUGCUGGUCAACCCCAUGGUGGUUGUCUAUCUCAUCGUUCUGUGCAUGAGCUUCUAUCAGUAUCCCGAGCUGAAGCUUGACAAGCUGCUAUUGCGCGCAGCCACCGCCGCCAUGGAUGCCUCCGCGUAUGGUCUCAUUGACUGUGUGAUCUAUGGCAACUGGCUGUACUUUGUCGUUAGCACGGUUUUCCUGCCCCUGUGGAUUCUCUGUUGGACACUGGCCCUUUCCAAGCGUCGUGACAUUGCCGACUAUUCCGACUAUGAGGAGUCGCAACAGCACAAGCCCCAGCCACAGCCUCAGGCCAAGUUUAAAACAAAUUAAACUAUAAAAUUGUAUUCCAUUAUUUGGCGGCUGAGAUUCCAUUUAUUAAUUUAGUUUGUUUGCAUUAACUUAAUGUCCAAAGAAAUUACAUAUAAAUAUUUAAGCUGGAAAGCAGCUGUCA
Molecule: messenger RNA, 2315 nt
Organism: Drosophila obscura
Lineage: Eukaryota; Metazoa; Arthropoda; Insecta; Diptera; Drosophilidae
Gene: GAA1
Product: glycosylphosphatidylinositol anchor attachment 1 protein
Exons: 5
Coding region: 107-2194 (695 amino acids)
Biological process (GO): attachment of GPI anchor to protein
Cellular component (GO): GPI-anchor transamidase complex; membrane
Source: RefSeq, a predicted model, not a curated record